Molecule: messenger RNA, 7688 nt
Organism: Rhipicephalus microplus (southern cattle tick)
Lineage: Eukaryota; Metazoa; Arthropoda; Arachnida; Ixodida; Ixodidae
Biological process (GO): transcription by RNA polymerase III
Cellular component (GO): transcription factor TFIIIC complex
Molecular function (GO): protein binding
Source: RefSeq, a predicted model, not a curated record
GAUUGUUCAAGCAAGAAAAGAACAAAAAUAAUUGAAACUCCUGUCCAGGAAAUUGUUCAAGCUGUAAAUGAGCAAAAAACUCUCCAAGUUCCUGAGCAGGAAAUGGUUCAAGCGGCAAAUGAAGAUGAAAUUCUUAAAAUUCCCGAGCAGGAAAUCGUUCAAACUGCAAAUGAACAGGAGACUGCUCAUAGUCCUGAGCAGGAAAUCAUUCAAACAGCAAAUGAACAGGAAACGGCUCAACUUCCUGAGCAAGAAAUUGUUCAAGCAACGAAUGAAGAACAGGAAGUUCUGCGAAUUCCUGACCCAGAAAUUAUUCAAGCACGAAAUGAACAAAGAACUGUUCAUAUUUCCAUGCAGGAAAUCACGCAAGCAGGAAAGGGGCAAGAAACCCUUCUGAUUUCUGAACAGGAAAUUGUUCAGGCUAGAGAUGAACAGGAAAUCGUUCAAUCGGAGAAUAAAGAGCAAAUUCUUGAAAUUGCUGAGCAGGAAGUCAUUCACGCAGGAAAUAAAGGAGAAAUUGUUCAAACUCAUGAUCAGGAAAUCAUUCAAGAGGGAAGUAAAGAAAUUUCGCAACAUCUUGACCAGGAAAUUGUUCAAAAAAUAAGUGAGGAGACGUCACAAGGAGUUGUGCCGACAGCUGAAUCCUCAGUGCAAGCUCUCAGUGGAGCUCUGGCUGCUGGAGAAGAGUUUCAAAAGGCACCUUCAGGAGACAUUGACAAAGAACAAGGCUUGCAGUUUCAUCCCAUUGACACCGCUGAGAAGCCCAAUGCUGCUAAGCAACCAGUAGGAGUACAACAUCAGGCAUAUAAUGUUGCUCAAAUGCCAGAUAAGGACAGUCCAGCUUCCUUGGUUCAAGAUCACGGUAAUGUGACUGUAGCAUGCGGCCCCGAUCAUAAUGUAUUGCACAGCUUGCCUGUGGGUGAAAUAAUGAAGUCACCAGAAAAUCUACAGCAGAAAAGUCAUUGCCAGGGUGCCCCAGUGUGUAACUCUGUUGACAGCUCGGAAACUUUGCCUGAAGCACCAACUGCUGAAGCUGAGUCUUAUCUUCAAGAGCAUCAUCAAGUUCCUACAAAAGUUGAGCAAGAACCCCAGAGCUGUUGUGAGGAACUUGGGGACCUCCACACAUGUAGUAUUUCCCAAGAACUUCCUUUUAACCAGAAUGUGGUUCUAGAGCCUGAGGGUCAUGAAGACCAGCCUGUGUCGCAGGGAAGCUCUGACCUGCAGGGGCCAGAGAGUUCACCAGAACAGGUUGUUCCUCAACAGGCAGCAUGUGCACUGGAGGGCACAAGAGAUGAAACUCACACUGUGUGUGAGAAUGAGCAAAGCGUUGUGGAGCAUGAAUGUCUACUGGAGGCUGGAACAUUUAAUCAAAACGAAGGUAGCUCCAGCCUUGUCGAGCAGUCUUCGGUGAACAGUGAGCAGCUGCUCAAGCAUGUUGGCAGUUGUGUGGCAUUGUCCUCUGCGGCAGCUGAGGUCGAGAGAAGUUUGCAGCAGAGCACUCAAGAUGGCAACACCUUCAUUGUUUCUAGUCAGCCACAUCCUAUGCAUGUAUUGGUGCCCUCCUUGGAUGCUGCCAUUGAUGCCUCUCAAGGCCAACAACAGAGAGCUCCGCAUUCAGAGGAGAGCUCUGGAGCAACCGAGAGUCAGCUCAGACCAUUGCAUCAGGUGUAUUCUUUACCCUCCACGCAUGAAGGUGUGCCCAGUCACAAGACAUCGAGCACACCUCACGAGGAGCAAGACGCACGUAGCUUUUCUUCCAUGCCUUCUGGCUCAAAGCUGCCUGCGGACUCUCUCUCGCCAGCAGCUAAGAGAAUAAAGCUGUCUGAUGGAGAUACUGCCGAACCAGUUUCUAUGGCCCUCCCAUGUAGCAGGAAUGACAGUGAUUCAUUUAUGGACGAUUGUGACUCUGCAUCUAGUUGUGAAGCUUUGCACAUCGUAGAGUCAGUGCCUGAAGAAGAAGUUCGAAGCGUAGACAUGACUGGAAGUGGCGAGUCACAGGAUAAUGUAGCCGGUCAUUUUUUAGUGGUUAGUGGAGGCCGUCGCGUGGCGGCCUCCUUGUGUUCCCAAAUCCCUGUGCAGUUGGUUGUCUCGCAUGGAGUGCAACAGCUGAAAAGGCUGGCUUGCAAUGUCACCUGCCGCAGACUCGAGCACAGGCGUCAAUUUACAUUUGAAUUAAAACUGGGAUCUUCGUUGCGCCCACUUCUGAAACCUUGGUCAAGGACUGUGGGCCGGCCAGCAGUGAAGCGCCAGCGGCCAAAGCGGUUCCAACUGCGGUUCAAGCCGACCACGUUGCCACAGCAGCUCCGGCUUCCUGUUAUUGGUCUGCAGAGAGAAGAGCAUCCUUCAGAGCAGGUCUUGGAAGAGCAGGUUCCAUUAAGUAGUAGUGAGCCUGCUGGGCCACAUCUUGACAAACCCAAGGAGGAGGCAGGUCACACACUCAAUGAAAAGCCAACAGAGCACAGUAGCUUGGAGGGCAGCCCAGAGGAAUCCCCCAGGAGGAGAGGUCGCCCACGGAACAUUGGCGGCAGCCCUGGGGAUUCUUUCAAGUGCUCAGCUUGUGGCAAGUUGUUUGCCUGCCGGAAAGAAGCCUCACAUCACAUUCUUUAUGCCCACUAUAACCUGGCACGGCUGAAUGACGAGCGGCCACUGAGUGAGCAGGAAGUGCGGACAGCCUUGCGCCAUGCAGCUGAAUGCCUUGACCAGCUGGUGUGUGGCAGCUGUGGGGAAGCCUUCAAGACAUAUAUGUCCUUCUACGUGCAUCGCAGCCACUGUGCCACCACAAAGGAGAAGGCUGGACACCAGGAAAGCAGUAGAAAGCAAACUGCAGCUGAAAAGCCCUUUACCUGCUCUGCCUGCCAGUGUGUGUUCAGAUCCAGGCAGGAGGCCGACUCUCACGUCCUGCACGUCCACUACAACAUGGCACGCAUAAAUGAUGACCGGCCACUGACUGUACCAGAGGUGGUGGCUGCCUUGAAACAGGUUGAAAACCAGUUCGAGCACUUUGACUGCCGCCAGCCAGGUUGCAGCCAUCAUGCUGCCACUGCCUCCGAAUACCUGCAGCAUCUGAACACCUGUGGGCCCUAUGUGGGACAGAUCUCAGAAGACCAGGUGAUCGACAAAAAAACGGUCGGAAAGAAGGGGAGAAAAGUCAUGCAAGGGGCAGGCAAGCGCAAGGAUGCCAAGGACAGCAGUGUUCCCAGGAAAGUCAAGCGGGUGCCUUGUUUCAAGAUCAACCUGGACUUUCCUGACGGGACAGCACUUGUGUGCUCAGGCUGCCACAAGUCAUUCGCCUGCAAGGAGGCAGUCACCGAACAUGUGCUGAUGGCACACUACAACCUUGCACGGGUGAAUGACGAGCGGCCUCUGAGCUUGGAGGAGAUGAGAUCAGCCCUGCGACAAGCCAGCCUCAAAAUAACACGGUUUUCGUGCCCCGAGCGUGGAUGCAAGGCCAGCUUUGCCUCGUACAUGUCCUACUACACACACCUCAGCCACUGCGGGCCAUUUGUGAAGUUCUUCCUCGAUGGCAGGGACGAGCCAGAUCAGGUUGUGCAGCCUUCCCUUGACCACACACCGGACUCAAGCGAGAAGGGCAGGCGCUCAUCUGCUCUCAGAGCACUGGCCUCCUUCCGAGUCUUGGAGGACACAGUGAACAACUUGGCAACCGUUGUCUCGGAGGACUCUGACUUUGCACCAUCCGAAGUGGAAGAAGAGCAGGACUACGACAGCUGGGAUGAUCAUAUGUCUUCACUGAUGAUGUGUGAGGAAGAGGACCGACCAAGUGUGGAGUCCCCUCAAGCCAUUCUGCAGCGUGCUUGGCAGGGCAGGUAUGAAGCUCCCCAGCAGCCCGCAGCCCACAUCGACCCCGUUUUGGUGGCCAGCUGGGCAGAAACCCUGGCAAGCAACGCCUGCAUCGAAUGCCCCAAUCAGGGUUGCCCCAAGGUGUUUAGUUCAGUGCCAGGCCUGCAGUACCACUUCCGGCGGUGCCGCCUGAUACAGCUGUACCGGUGCCUCAACUGCUGUGAGGCCACAUUUGCUCGCCCAAAGACUCUGCUGGACCACUUGCGCAUUUGCUACACGGAGCGCCCUGAAGGAGAUCAGCCUGAAAAAGUCUCAGAAGUUUCAUGCGGCCAUCGGCGCUCAAUUGUGUCUGCUGCCUCGACAUCCCUGCGGCUGCCAGCACAGUUGCCAAGCAUACUGGGAUCCGUUUUUCACCACAUGGCUCAACAUAUGCGACACAUGCAGAGACAGAGCCAGUGCUGGAAGGAGACUCUGUAUUCUGACUGGAUGCCCAGUGGGCUGCAACUUUUGGACCAACACCACGCGGAGGCCUGCCUGCCUCGUUUCAGGGAGAGUCCUGCCCUGCAGCAGAGCUCCUGUGCAGAGGGGCAUGCCCCCUCCGUGCCAGCCAAGUGGCAGCGGCUGCCCUUGUUCGGGUGCCUGUCGCCCCAGUCAGGGGACUCUCACGUUACCUUCUACCCUGGUGGUGCCAUCUGGGCUGCCGCCUGGUGUCCCUUACCACCAGACCACAAGCCACCGAGCCAUCAUGAGUGGGUGGCACUGUCCUGUUGUCCAAACCCAGACCAAGAGCACCUGCUCACUGAUGCGGUGGCUGAACCAGGCCUCUUGCAGAUCUGGGACCUUGGACCCUUGCAGCUGAACAGAGGUCCUUAUGGCAUAUCACCACCACAACUGGGCCUGUGCCUUGCACAUGACUUUGGCUUUGUGGCUAACUUGGAUUGGUGCCCCUCUGGCUGCCACCAGAAAGGGAGUCGACUAGGCCUACUGGCCCUCGCCUGUGGAGAUGGCUGUGCUCGCAUUCUCAGCAUCCCCGACCCAGCCGGCUUGACAACUGGCCGGCCUCCAAUGUAUCGAGUGGACAGUGAGUGCCAGCGGCUGCACAUUCCAGCGGGGCCUUUAGGCCCUGUGCCCUGCACACGUGUGGCAUGGGACAUUGGGAGAAAGCACCGGCAGAUCGCUCUGGGGUUCGCUGAUGGACGAGUGGCUGUGUUUGGUGUGGGGGAAGACCAAAAGGAGGGGGAGCCCCUAUGGGUGUGGCAGGCCCACCAGGGUGCCAUCAUGGGCCUUGGCUGGACACCGCAGGGCCAUAUUUGUACAGCGGCCAUUGACCAUGCCACCAGGGUGUGGGACUUGCACAGGCCCGGCCUGGUGCCCGUAUCAGCUUUUGUAAGGAGCCCUGUCCGGCAGAUGGCGUUGUCUCCUCACUGGAAUGGCCUCUUUGUUGUUGGGGAAGAGUCCGCUGUGGGUGGGCCUGCACAUUCACUGUUCCGGGAGAACGGCUACUAUGGAUACACACCCAAGACACUGGUGCACCACUAUGCCACGGUCUGGGGAGUGACUGUGUCUCCCUGGAGCAAUGUGGUAGCUUCCUGUGAUGCAUCUGGCAAGGUAGCCGCCGUCUGUCUGCCAUACCUGUCUUCCAACUUGGAUUUCGUUAAGAACCACACCAAGAUGCGCCUGCCAUUGUUUCAGGCCACGCUGGUACCACUAGGAAAGGAGCAAGUGAAGGGCUCAGCACAGCAGGGAGACCACUUACUGGCCAGUGAGCAGUAUGGCAUCUCCUUUGAGGACAACCUCCUGGAGGAAGAAAGCUUGAUUAUUCAGCCAGCACAGGAUCACAGUGAGAAGAGCGAUUCUUGUGGCCACUAUCAACUCAACUCCUUCAACACGGUAUGCUGGAGUCCGAACUAUGGUAGUGCCAACUGGCUGUUUUCAGCAGGACAAGCAGGCGUGGCUCGUCUUUCUUGGCUUGGGCUCUAUGGUCAGAGGUUGGAAGAUGCCACCUCGUGAUUUAAAAGGAAGGUUCACACAACCUAAAUGCAUCAAUGUUCUCAUUGCUCCUACCACAGAACAGUGCCAAGGAUGGGAGGAGUUUGAUCAUAAUCACUGGUUUCACAAAAUUGUGUGCAUCCUCUUGGUGAUAUAGUGACAUGUGACUCCGUGACGUAUCUUCAUGAGUUGUGCAGAUAUUCGCUAUCUAGAGGCUGUACAAGGGUGCAGUGUUAUGGAUUUUCUUAUAUAAAUAACAAAUAUGCUCGGCCUUCUUGUAGUGUCACUAUUAUCUUGUGCAUGUGACCACAUCACAUAUGUGGAUGCUUCGGUGUCUUCAUUCUGUCUCAUAUUAGUGUGAAGAAGCUGUAAUCAAGCAUCAGUCUUUUGAGAAGGAUACUUAGUCUACAACUACAGGCCUUUGUGGGUCAGUGUGUGCUCCAGUGUGGGCAAGUUCAAUAUAAGUGAAAAAUAAAGUGAAGAAACUUAGAGUCAACUUUUUCCAGCAUAACAUAAUGGAAAUAUUGACCUGAUGGUUCACAUGGGCUUAUAAGUAUUGUUCAGUAGCACUACUAAGGACUAUGCACUAUGAUUGUUUUGCUUUUGAAAUGUCAACGGUCAUGUUAUGGUUGCCAGUCCACAUUUCAUUCAUUUGCACAUUAUCAUGUACAACUUUUUUUCUAUUCAGGCUCAAACUCGCAAAGUUGUCAUGUGUAUCAUCUCCAAUCAGAAUAAUGGAGCAAUUGCACAAUUAGUGCCAGCCUGCUGAAAAAUGACACCAAGUCUGCAAAAAAAAUUAAAAAAAAACAAACAAGAAGCUUCUCUUCAUCGAAGUCAACGUUACUGGAUGGGGACAGCUGAAAAACUUGCAUGAGAAGGUGGCCUCAAAUUGUCGUCCAUUCCAGGUGUCGCUGGCAUCACUUAUAGCGACCACGUCAUGUGCCCUUUCCGCCGCGCAGUCAACAUCAUGUGCAGCAGAGGAAGCAGCGAUGUGGCUGUCUUGAUGUGCAAUUGCAGACAAUUUUUUUUUUUCCUGCUAAUAAAAAUGAAUCGGGAAGUAGCCUAAAUACUGAAAAAAAGGCGUGGCUCCUUCUUUCAUAACAGACCUUGCACAUUCAAUUUUAUUCAUGCCAGAGCAGCAAAAAUGUUUAUGCGGUUUCGCUUUCUGGAGAGAAAGUCGAUGGUGACUUCAAACAAACAAUUGUUCGUGGUAGAUUUCUGCUUCCCUGUUGGAGAAUGAUCGCCAUGACGAGGUGUGCUGUGCCAGGCUGUCGAAAUGGAUACGCAUCGGCAUUGUAAACAAAGUGCCCUUCAUGCAGCGACACUUAUUAAAGAAACUGAAAAACCUGAAUGUGGUGAUUAAGAAGAACAGUGCAAUAGGACAAGCAAACCUCAAAGUUGCAUAAAGAACAUAUACCUGUGAUCCUCACUUUGAUGCAAUGGACAUUUCCACCACCUUUCAGCAAAGUGUCAAUUGCUAAACAGUCUCAUUUGCUGAGCAUAGUAAAGGCUAAAAAAAGACGAGGCGCCUUGGCACUUUGCGAGCAGCAUUGAUAAUGAAUGGACACUUAGUGUAGCUCAAGGUGGCUCAAAUGCAGCAAGCAUACUAGUGACAGAAGGUACCAUUAGCUCAUUUUUUCAGAGUGAAAGUGAGGCGUGCACGGAAGUGUUCAAUAACACUGAGACAGAGCCACCUGAAAUGUUCGAAGCAUCUCACCCUCAGCGAAAGCUCCACCGGUGAACACUAGUUUGGUGGCAUCAAACACUUAUUAAUGUCUGGGGCAUGGUGUGUGAAACACUUGAACAUGUUUUUGUUUUUUUAAUGUUUCUUGAAAUUUUGAAGAAAAUGAUGUAGUUUCUGAUGAAAAAAGCUGUCCUAAUAAACAAAAAUUUGACUGUGA